AUGGAUGAUGUCGAUUUGCGACAGGAAAUUCUCCAGCGGACUCUUAAAGAGGUAGCUGAUGAGGAGAAAGAGGCAGCAAAUCCUUGUGUUAUUUGCCUAGACACCAUCACUGAGCCCUGUGUGGCACAGCCAUGCCACCAUGCCAACUUCGACUUCCUCUGCCUUGUCAGUUGGAUCGAGCAGCAACCCAAAUGUCCACUAUGUAAAAUCGAGUUGACAGCCGUGCAAUACGAAGUCAACGCCACACACGGUCCGAAGCUAUACAAGGUUCCGCCCCCAAGCGCAGCUAUCCCAGCAGCCCCAGCAGCUGUUCGAUCACGUCCUGGUAAUCGAUAUGGCCCACGAGGGCGACGUCCCCCACCCCCGCCACGACUACCGCCAGAUGACCCCCUCGAACGUCGGCGCAAUGUAUAUCGCAACCAAACAUACUCCAUGCGGGUUGGAUCCAAUCGGUUGUCUCAGUAUCGAGAACUGACGCCCGAGAUCUUCAGUCGCGACGAGCAGCUCGUCUCGCGCGCUCGGAAAUGGAUCCGCCGCGAACUACGAGUCUUCUCUUUCUUGAACCCGGAACCGGAGGACGUAGAGCGGACAUCUCACCAACUCCCGCGCCCUGGACCUCAACGGCUGGAGAGUCGCAGGGCGAACAAUGCCGAGUUUCUGCUGGAAUACGUCGUUGCUAUCUUACGCACGGUCGAUCUCAAAGGCAGUGCUGGACAGGCGGAGGAGCUAUUGAGAGAUUUCAUUGGACGUGAGAAUGCCCGUCUGUUUCUCCAUGAAUUACAGGCAUGGCUAAGGAGUCCGUAUAAUUCUUUAGAGGACUGGGAUCGUCAUGUUCAGUACGCGAAUACUCCGCGGAAUCGACUCCUGUGA
Messenger RNA from Penicillium griseofulvum, 870 nucleotides. Its product is annotated as RING finger domain protein. NCBI's taxonomy places the organism in Eukaryota, Fungi, Ascomycota, Eurotiomycetes, Eurotiales, Aspergillaceae. The coding region runs from base 1 to 870 and encodes 289 amino acids. Gene Ontology annotation, molecular function: ubiquitin protein ligase activity. The transcript is spliced from 3 exons. The record is from RefSeq and is a predicted model, not a curated record. Gene Ontology annotation, biological process: protein monoubiquitination; protein polyubiquitination.